AUGCGGAGUAGUAACGAUACAACUGCUCAUUACAAUAGUAUUGCUACCAUUUAUCAGACUUAUGAGAUUCUCGGGUUUAUCAUAAACAAUAUUCUGUUUUUAUGCUUAUUGGUAUACAAGUAUCGAAAAAAGGCAGAUAAAACUGAUGAGAAUUUCCAUGAGCCCAUAUUCAACCAGUUGUUUUAUAACUCUGCUGUCUGUUUAGCGAUCAAUGACAUAUGUACUCUGGUAUCUUUUGUUAUAGGAGAUCCAGGAAAAGCAAUUUCUGCGGAAGUCUAUAUUUUCUCACUUGCGGUUUUACUCGAAAUGCUUUUCAUGUGGCUUGCGAGCGUAAUGUUUGCUAUCAUAACCGUUUUCUCAUUUCUGGCAGCCAUUCAAAGAAUCGUCAUUCUUUAUAUACCAAACUACAAGUAUCUAGUAAUAGGUAAUUGUCUGAAACUUGAAAUGUGUCUAGUCUAUGUAUCAAUCAUCCAUUACAGCAUUAUCGUUUUUCAACAGGGAGAAAUCGGCAAAAAAUUGACAUAUAAUAUGAAACAAGCUCUCUACAUUUAUAACGUUAUAAUUCUGGCGAUGUCUCUUAUUAGCGGUGUAAUAUAUUUUCAUAUUUAUCGAAUCAUGAAAAAACUCACAAUUAUUGAUAAUGGGACUUAUUUGUUGUAUCAGUUUGUUCCGAUUCACACUAUUUUAUUGACUUAUGAGAUUAUCGAGUUUAUUGUAAAUAAUAUUUUGUUUUUAUGCUUAUUGGUAUACAAGUAUCGGAAAAAGGCAGAUACUACUGAUGAGAAUUUCCAUGAGCCCAUAUUCAACCAAUUGUUUUAUAACUGUGCUGUCUGUUUAGCGAUCAAUGACAUAUGUACUCUGUGUACUUUUGUUAUAGAAGCUCCAGAAGAAGUAGUUUCUGUGGAGGUUUUCGUUUACUCACUAUUGGCUACACUCGAUAUACUUUUCAUGUUUCUUGUGAGCGUCAUGUUUGCUAUCAUAACCGUUUUCUCAUUUCUGGCAUCCAUUCAAAGAAUCAUCAUUCUUCAUAUACCGAACUACAAGUAUCUAGUAAUAGGUAACUGUCUGCAACUUGAAAUCUGUCUAGUCUAUGUAUCAAUCAUCCAUUACAGCGUUAUCGUUUUUCAACAGGUAGCACUCCACAAACCAUUGACAUAUAAUAUGAAACAAGCUCUCUACAUUUACAACAUUAUAAUUCUCGCGAUGUCUCUUAUUAGCGGUGUUAUAUAUUUUCAUAUUUAUCGAAUCCUCAGAAAACUUAAAACUGGUGAUAAUGGGACUUAUUUUUUGUAUCAGUUUGUUCCUAUUCAUACUAUUUUAUUGAAUCUAUUUCCGCCAAAACCUAAACUCUUGAUCGGAACUAUAACGUCAGUGUACAUAUUCUUGUUGAUUAAAAGUCGUGAAGUGUCACAGUUGCGAGUUGUCACUUAA
Molecule: messenger RNA, 1431 nt
Organism: Caenorhabditis remanei
Lineage: Eukaryota; Metazoa; Nematoda; Chromadorea; Rhabditida; Rhabditidae
Exons: 8
Coding region: 1-1431 (476 amino acids)
Source: RefSeq, a predicted model, not a curated record